Neodiprion fabricii is the source of this 4196-nucleotide messenger RNA. It is a transcript of the gene l(2)gl, whose product is annotated as lethal(2) giant larvae protein homolog 1. Gene Ontology annotation, cellular component: cytoplasm; plasma membrane; cortical actin cytoskeleton. Lineage: Eukaryota; Metazoa; Arthropoda; Insecta; Hymenoptera; Diprionidae. Gene Ontology annotation, biological process: regulation of Notch signaling pathway; establishment of spindle orientation; regulation of protein secretion. Gene Ontology annotation, molecular function: myosin II binding; syntaxin binding; GTPase activator activity. The record is from RefSeq and is a predicted model, not a curated record. The transcript is spliced from 17 exons. The coding region runs from base 320 to 3868 and encodes 1182 amino acids.
ACGACGCGAUCAAGAGUCGUGGAAUGACUUACCGCCCCGCUUCGUCGAGAUUUUACGUGCUUUUACGUGAAUUUCUCUCGUGAAAUUAGCGAAAAUCUCUGAUAGAAAAAGGUAAGAGGUGCCCGCGAGUGUUUUCGCUCAAUUUUUUCACCCAUUGUACGAUAUUUUUCGGUAUAUACGGUACAGGCGAGUGACACACGGCGAUAUAGGCGUGUGUAGGACGUGGGAGCCGAACACACUGACAAUAAACAGGCAUUCAGGAGUUGCACUAGCCUCGUUCGGCGUUCAUUCAAGAAUGUUUUAAUUGAGCUAAUAAAAUAUGUUGAAGUUUAUCAGAGGGAAGGGUCAGCAACCCACAGCUGAGCGUCAGAAGUUGCAAAAGGACCUUUUCGCUUUCCGGAAGACAAUACAGCAUGGAUUUCCUAAUAAGCCCACUGCAUUCGCAUGGGAUUACAGUUUACGACUAAUGAUCAUCGGCACAGCUUCUGGAGCCAUCAAAGUUUUUGGAAGACCCGGUGUGGAAUUUUACGGACAACACACAACGGAAAGUGGUGAAAAUGCAGUCACCAAAAUCAUUGCUAUACCAAACGAGGGACGUGUUGUAUCGCUUUGCGACGACAACUCUCUACACCUGUGGGAGAUCAAUGAGAGUUCUUUGGUUGAAACAAAAUCACUUUCCCUUGAAGGAAAGUUGAAAAAAAUCUCUGCAAUGUGUUUGGAAUCCAACGGGGAUCAUCUAUUACUAGGGACAGAAGGAGGAAAUAUUUAUCUAUUGAAUCUAAAGUCAUUUACAGUUUCUGAUAAUAUCAUUUAUCAGGAUGUUGUGAUGCAAAAUGUCCCGGAGGAUUACAAAAUAAAUCCUGGAGCAGUGGAGGCCAUAGCCGAGCAACCUGGACAUCCAGAUAAUAUUUUAAUUGGAUACAAUCGUGGGCUCAUGGUUUUGUGGAACAAAGCUACACCCGGAGCCCAACAGCUGAUGGGUUUAUUUUCGCGUGCGCAGACAUUCGUCUCCACCCAACAGCUGGAAUCUAUCUACUGGGUUUCCGAGACUCGUUUUGUAUCUUCACACAAUGAUGGUUCGUACGCAUUUUGGGGAGCUGGGAACGACACUGUGCCCGAAUCCACAACCCUCUAUGGACCAUUUCCGUGUAAGGCUGUCUCCAAAAUUCUGGCUCAUCCGAUAAGCGACGACGAAGAAAUUAUUUUAUUCUCUGGCGGAAUGCCCAGAGCAAGCUACGGGGAUCGGCACACUAUCACGGCUAUGACCAAAGAAAAACACGUCGUUUUUGAUUUCACCUCAAAAGUUAUCGACUUUUUCACUGUCAUGCCGAAGGAGGAAGAAGAUGGUAAAAGUGCUCUUCAAACGCCGGAGGCUUUGAUUGUUUUAGCCGAAGAAGAACUUGUUGCUAUAGAUCUGACAAAUCCGGACUGGAAAAUGAUGGCAUUACCAUAUUUGGUAUCUUUACAUGCGAGCGCGGUGACAUGUUCUCAACAUAUUCCAAACGUCCCCCAAAAUUUGUGGGAGUCAAUCACUGCAGCUGGUAAAGCGCAAACUGAGCAUUUAUAUUCUGAUAAAUCAUGGCCCAUCGACGGUGGUCUUAUAUUGACUGCAAACACAGCGAAUAAAAACACACCAGUUAACAACGAGCUUCUGUUGACUGGACAUGAAGAUGGGACAGUAAGAUUUUGGAAUGCAUCAGACGUCGCUCUUACCCCGCUAUACAAAUACAAUUCGUCUGUUUUAUUCACUGGAGAGCAUCUUGAUGUGCUGGAACAGCCACCAGAGGAUGAGGAAGAUGAAUGGCCGCCAUUUAGAAAAGUUGGAACAUUCGAUCCAUACUCGGAUGAUCCUCGUUUAGCAGUGAAAAAAGUAUUGCUCUGUCCACUCUCUUCAACGCUAGUCGUUGCUGGUACUGCGGGGCAUGUUAUUACUGCCGUCAUAUCGUCAGAACCUAUCAACAAGGAAAUUAAAGCCGUCACAAUGAAUAUAGUCAAUGAUAGAGACGGCUUUGUUUGGAAGGGACACGAUCAGCUUCCUGCCAGAUCGACCAGCAUAUCAUUUGGCGUUGGCUUUCAACCGCAAAGUUUACUACAGCUUCAUCCACCCGCAGCCAUUACUGCAUUAGCUUUACACAGUGAAUGGGGACUCCUGGCUGCUGGAACUGCGCAUGGCUUAGCUGUGUUUGAUUAUACAAGAGCGAAAACGGUCAGCGUCAAGUGCACCUUGAAUCCAAAUGAUUUGUCUGGAGCUGGAGAUACACCAAUUUCACGGCGGAAAUCGUUCAAAAAAUCACUUAGAGAGUCAUUUAGAAGACUGAGGAAAGGAAGAUCACAACGGCGCACUAAUGCCAGUAGCCCAACGAGAAACACUGUGCCGGAGAAAAAAAAAGACCCGCCAAGUCAGGCAUCCACUCCAGCUGGAGACCUUUCUCCCAUCGAAGCUAAACCCGUUGAAAGACAAGUGGAAGCAAGGCCUACAGACGACUCCCUAGGCUCGAUGGUGCGGUGCUUGUAUUUUGCACGCAGCUACAUAAUCAGUAUGCAAAAUACGACUCCGACUCUUUGGGCCGGUACAAAUAAUGGAACAGUGUACGUUUUUACACUAGCCAUUCCUGCGGGCGCAAGGCGAACCGAAGAGGAUAUCAAUUGUACACUUGGCAAAGAAAUACAGCUGAAACAUCGAGCACCUGUCAUUGCAAUAACUAUUCUUGAUGGCUCUAGCAUACCAUUACCCGAACCUUUGGAAGCAGAAAAAGGAGUGGCUCCUGGUCCUGAUAUGUCGUCCCCACACAGAGUAGUGAUUGCAAGCGAAGAACAAUUCAAAAUCUUCAAUUUACCGUCCCUGAAACCGUUCUGCAAGUACAAAUUAACUGCACAUGAAGGAUCUCGGGUUCGGAAAACGGGAUUCGCCAAGUUUACGUGCUCGUUAGAACCUGCAGGCGUUCAUGAGGAAACUUGUUUGCUUUGUCUCACAAAUCUAGGAGACUGCCUUUUACUAAGUAUCCCAGAACUCCGAAGACAGUUGAAUGCAGCCGCGAUCAAGAGAGAAGACAUCAAUGGUAUUUCUUCACUGACAUUUACGAAGGCUGGACAGGCACUGUAUCUUCACUCCAGCUCGGAACUGCAGCGAAUUUCGCUGUCUGCAACUCGAGUCACAAAAGCUCAGUGCGUUUUGAAUCUACCCCCAAAUGCCAGAGCUACUGAUGAACCGACAGGCGAAGUUCGGGAAGAAGGAAGGAUAGAGGGAACUGCGGAGAACGAAGGAGAAUUGCAAGGUAGUCAACCUGUGCCAGCACCUCGAACCAUGUCAGAAAAUGGUACUUUGGUAUCCACUGGAACAGAGUCUCCAAAAGAACCAUCUCUUCGACCAGCUGCCAGCACUACUGAGGUCAAUGGAGAUGACGAUCGCAACGAUUUAAGUUCAAUUGGAGACAUAACAAUUGACAGUGUCAAGGACCAUUUGCUUAACAGUUCCCUUUUCAGAAAUGCAACAUCUUCAGAAGAGCUGCAUAGCAGAUUAGCUGGCUUAAAAAUGGAAGUUACUUCUCGCACUUCGGAAAUAUCGACUCAGAAUCAGUCGUUAGUGGUUAAAACUACUACAGUCAUUACUCAAGCUCCUAGCAAUGGAACUAGUAAUGGCGAUAUCGAAGCAAGUCCAACAAAUGAUUUGCAACAGCUUAACAGCACCACCGUAGAGAGAGAAAUUGCAAGCGGAACUGAGACUACUACAACACAUGCAACGAUUACACUUCCCCCAAAUGUCGAGAUUAGCGCAGCAGACUUGGCUAAUCUUGAAGUAACCACGACAACAGUAACAACUGAAAAUUCUAAGGCACCACUAGCAAGACCCGAAGAAGUAGGAUCUUAGAGCUCAUGACUGUUGUCCUAUAGUUGAUGAAAGAUUGGAACAUACAGACAAGCGAUUAAUAGUUUGAUAUGCUAAUCGAUGAAUCAUAAUCUUGUACACAGCAGCUAGCUUAAAUUCAUACAUAUACAUAUACAAUUAUCGGAGAUUUUUUAACCUUUAGAGAGUCGGCCUGGCUCCUUUCGGAGCCAGCAGGUACCUCGAAAAUACCGGACGUGUUGACUAUUUAUGCAUAUAAAGCUUACCUCAAAAAAACAUCUGAAGUGAAGGGAAAAAUGUUGGCCCUCUAAAGGCUAAAAAUAUAGGCUAUAUUCAACAUUGACGUUAUUUU